Messenger RNA from Drosophila yakuba, 408 nucleotides. RefSeq lists its product as uncharacterized. The coding region runs from base 79 to 360 and encodes 93 amino acids. The record is from RefSeq and is a predicted model, not a curated record. The transcript has 2 exons. Lineage: Eukaryota; Metazoa; Arthropoda; Insecta; Diptera; Drosophilidae.
UUACCACGCUGCAUUAUACGCUUAUUAUAUGAAAAAAUACCAUUGGUUUUGAGUUAAAACUAUUGCAGCUGCGGCGAAAUGAAGUUCUUCAUUUUGCUGUCAUUCUUAUUGGUCUGUCAAGGACAUAGGGAUGAUGAGGAAAACAUAAUAGCAGAUUUAUGCUUCAAGCCAGAUUCGGGACCUCCUUGCCAGAAACUAAAAACAUAUUAUUGGGACAAGCAAAAGAAUCAAUGUGUACUAUCCAGAUAUUUAAUGCAGCCUUGUGGAUUCUUUCACGUGAUGGACACGUGCGAUAAAAUAUGCGCCAAGGAAUCGUGGACAAUAUCUCUAUUGGAAUUAUAUGUUAAAGAGCUGCCUUAAAAUAUACUUGCUUUUCUGUUGUCAACUCUUAUAGUUGACAUUUAAGAA